Chiloscyllium plagiosum (whitespotted bambooshark) is the source of this 4077-nucleotide messenger RNA. The record is from RefSeq and is a predicted model, not a curated record. Lineage: Eukaryota; Metazoa; Chordata; Chondrichthyes; Orectolobiformes; Hemiscylliidae.
GUGGUAGCGGGGAGGUACUCCAGAUUCACUCCCUAACCCACUCCCAAGGAUGUGCAGCGCUGACACAGUAAGGUACCAACUCAUUGCAUUCUGUGCGGAUGCGGGCAACUCCUCCCAAGGGGACAGAGCCGUGCAAUCCCUGGUACCAAUUGGCUGCAUUCGAUUUUACUUCAGCUGCACGGAGUCCCGGUCGGAAUAUUUAUGAGUUGGAAGAGCUGCUCCUCAGGGACAGGAAGAAGUGAGCAGAAGCUGCGAGACCAGACCAGACCAGGAGGAGAGGGGAAAGAAAAAAAAGCAUAAGAAAAGUUUCCCUUUUUUUUCCAUUGGCAGCUUCAUGAAAAGGCAGUUCCUGUCCAUGCUGCAGGAGGUUCUAACGCCGAGGUGUGAACAUUGACUGGGGCACCCAGAUGGCCAAGUGUUGAAGAUCUCUUGCCAAAGAAAGUCGAUUUGACUGUCAGAAGGUUUUGAAUUAUUUCAGAGGCAGCUGCGUUAAGGAACUGCAGAGUUGAGUGUUCUUGGUGACUGUCUUGCUCCCAGCCACAACAUACAGGACCUGUUACAAGCAAAGGGACACUUGCUUUCGACAAAUUAAAGCUAAAAACCUUUAACUUCUUCAGCAAAUAAUUCACGAGGUUUUGCAGGUCAAGUGCUGGAUAUUUGGCAAAAUUGCGAUUGGACAAAAGGCUUUAAACUUUGCUGACAAUAAAGUGGACGGCACUAAUCUGAGGCAAACCACCACCAGCUCAAUUCUUAUAAAGCUGCCAUGCCACGUUUCUGAAAACAGAGAUUGCAAAGGAUCAACCCCUUUUCAUCCACUCUCUGCCUGCAUUUCCCAAAACAAUUGACCAUGGGGACUUACAACGCAAGUACAUGUAUACCUGGACUGCACCUAUUUCUGUAUCUAGCCAGUCUGCUGCAGGUGUUUGGGGUCCAACCUGUAACUGCCGCAGAGAACAGCCAACACCAUGAGAUGAUGCAUCAUCGCGUGAAGAGAGGUUGGGUAUGGAACCAGUUCUUUGUGUUAGAGGAAUACACCGGAUCAGAGCCACUAUAUGUCGGAAAGCUUCAUUCCGACAUGGACAAAGGAGAAGGCUCUGUCAGGUACAUCCUGUCAGGUGAUGGAGCGGGUACUGUUUUCACCAUUGACGACAACACAGGUGACAUUCAUGCUGUACAGAGGCUAGAUCGCGAGGAGAAGACACAUUACACCUUACGGGCACAGGCGUUAGACAGGUGGACUGGGAGGCCAAUGGAACCAGAGUCUGAAUUCAUCAUCAAGAUCCAGGAUAUCAAUGACAAUGAGCCAAAGUUUCUUGAUGGACCCUACGUGGCCAGUGUUCCUGAAAUGUCUCCAAUGGGUACGUCUGUGAUACAGCUCACAGCUAGUGAUGCUGAUGACCCCACAUACGGAAACAGCGCUCGAGUGGUGUAUAGCAUCCUGCAGGGACAGCCAUACUUCUCUGUGGAAGCAAGAACAGGUAUCAUCAGGACAGCAUUGUCAAACAUGGACCGCGAGGUAAAGGAUGGAUAUCAAGUGGUUGUACAAGCAAAGGACAUGGGUGGGCAAAUGGGAGGAUUAUCAGGGACAACAACUGUGAACAUCACACUCACAGACGUCAACGACAAUCCUCCGAGAUUCCCUCACAGAUUAUAUCAGAUGACAGUGCUGGAAACUGGAUUGGUUGGCUCAGCAGUGGGAAGAAUUCUUGCUGAAGAUGCAGAUGAGGGGAUCAAUGCUGAACUGAGCUACCGGAUCAUCGACGGAGACAGGAUGAACACAUUUGAUAUUGUCACUGAUAAUAGCAACCAAGUUGGGGUUAUCAUCCUCAAGGAGCCUUUAGAUUUUGAAACUAAAGACAGCUACACGUUAACUGUGGAAGGAACCAAUACACACCUGGACCUGCGGUUUCUAAACUUUGGUCCAUUCCGUGAUACGACCAGGGUGGUUGUAUCAGUUGAAGAUGUGGAUGAGCCACCACAGUUUGAGAUAAGCUUCUACCAGGUGGAGGUUUAUGAGGAUGUCGCUGUCGGUACUACCAUCCAAACUGUUUCGGCAAAAGACCCAGACGCGGCCAAUAAUUCCAUCAGAUAUUCAGUUGACCGAUCCACUGAUCCCACAAGAUUCUUCUACAUUGACAUAGCAUCCGGAGCUUUAAUGAUUGCAAAGCCAUUGGACCGAGAGCAAUUCUCAUGGCAUAACAUCACAGUCCUGGCAAUGGAAAUGAAGAACCCCACACAGAUUGGGAGUGUUUCCGUCACAGUGAAAGUCCUCGAUAUUAACGACAACGCACCCGAGUUUGUGAAGGAUCGUGAGGCCUAUAUCUGUGAAAAUGCCAAACCCGGUCAGCUCAUUCAGAUGGUCAGUGCAGUGGACCUGGAUAAUCCUCAAGGAGGUCAUCACUUCUACUACAGCUUAGCUCCUGAAGCAGCAAGCAACCCAAACUUCACCGUGCGUGACAAUCAAGACAAUACUGCCUGGAUUCUGACCAGAAGAGCUGGGUUCAAACACCAGGAGCAGGGAACCUAUUACCUACCCAUUCUCAUCGCUGACUCUGGUCUUCCAAUGCAAAGCAGCACCAGCACUCUGACGAUCAGAGUGUGCGGCUGUGAUCCUGAUGGGAAUGUUCGAUCCUGUAGUGUCGAGGCCUACAGUCUUCCCAUCAGCCUGAGCAGAGGAGCACUAAUCGCCAUUCUUGGAUGUAUCUUCAUCAUGCUGGUGUUGGUGUUAUUUAUUCUAACAUUGAGAAGGCACAAGAAGAAUUCCCUGAUUGUCGACGAUGAGGAGAAUGUCCAUGAAAAUAUUGUUCGAUACGAUGACGAAGGUGGUGGAGAAGAGGACACUGAGGCCUUCGACAUUGCUGCCUUGUGGAAUCCAAGAGAAGUUCAGAUCUCGAAAUCCAGGAGGGAUAUGCUUCCCGAAAUCCACAGUGUCUCCAGAUACGUAUCGCAGUCCAGAGCAGGGAACAGCAACGUGAACAGCUACAUCCUGGCAAAGUUGCACGAUGCCAACACGGACCCGAGUGCCCCUCCUUUUGAUUCCUUGCAGACUUACGCGUUUGAGGGGAAUGGGUCGGUGGCAGAAUCGCUGAGCUCCUUCGAGUCGGGCUCGACAGACUCAGACCUCAAUUAUGAUUAUCUCACCGACUGGGGCCCCCGGUUCAAGAAGCUGGCCGAUCUGUAUGGGGGCUCGGAGAGCGCUGAAGACUACUUGUAGCCAGCAACUGGGAGCUUCUUCGACUGAAACUAAUCGCGUCAACAUGAAACUCUCUCCAUAUUGGUCUAAAGGGCCUUUAAUCAGGACAAAGCACCUUUUAGACCUUUUACCAGCUUUAAUCACACCAUGAAAGACAAUAGCUGUGACUAGAUGGUCGUGUGGGAGAAACAAUGGAAAAAUAAUCUGAUUUACUCAAGUCUUUAUUCGCCUGUCAGCAAGAAGAGCAGAAAAUAAGACAUUAAUGUGGCUCAGUCUCUGAGAAUGAAAAGGGUCCGAUCCUGCCUGUGUAACACUGAACACUAAUCAAACGCUGAGCAAUGACAUCACACAGCCACCAGCUCUCAGGCGGAUACAGUCUUCAAUCGGAAUGGGAUUGACCUACAUUUGGAAUUUGCUUUUUCCUUUUUAGAACUCAUUGUAAAUACGUGCAGAGGCGCAGAGCUUAUUAAUCAGGCAACUGCUUCAGUCAUACAGUUAGCAGGCUCAUUUCCAGUCUGCGAUGUCACACAGCUGCCCUGUUGUAAGACUUCUGAGUUGCCUCUUUCCUCUCUGUAUAUAAAGGAAUCUCACAGAUUGAUGGUGGGGACGUGCAGCUAACCAAUACCCCCUCCUAUAGGCUGUAACCACUGCCCCCCCCUCCCUGCACCCCACCCUCAUCAAGGCCUCAGAUUUGGUUUUGCUCAAUUCAUUGAGCGUCAGCGACAACUUAAGGCAGGCUUUGUUUUGUUGCCCUGUCCUUAAUUGCCAUUCAGAGGUGUUGGUGAGCUGCUGCAGUCUGUGGGGAAGGGGCAGAUAUAUUCCUGAUGCCAUUGGGUAGGCAAUUCCAGGAUUUUGGCCCAGUAACAAUGAAGGGACAGCGAUAU